Molecule: messenger RNA, 5603 nt
Organism: Drosophila grimshawi
Lineage: Eukaryota; Metazoa; Arthropoda; Insecta; Diptera; Drosophilidae
Gene: fid
Product: serine-rich adhesin for platelets
Exons: 5
Coding region: 924-5102 (1392 amino acids)
Biological process (GO): tRNA wobble uridine modification
Cellular component (GO): cytoplasm; nucleus
Molecular function (GO): S-adenosylmethionine-dependent methyltransferase activity; tRNA binding
Source: RefSeq, a predicted model, not a curated record
ACACACAGUCAGAAACACACACACACACCCGAACACACAAAGAGUAUUUGUAUUAAGAAAUUGAAGCGCCAAGAGCGAGUGGCCUAGAAAUAAUACGUGAAAUGAAAAGGUUGCAAUUAAUAAAUAAAACAAAAAGAAAAGAAAUAUAAAUGUGAAAAGUUGCUGGAUGAAAAGUGCAAGUGAAAAGUGCCAAUACGAAGGAGAAAAUCACACACGCACACACACACACACACACACACACACACACGAACACACACGCACAAGCACACACAGACAAAGAAAACGUCAUAUGCCAGAGGCAGGCAGUCGCUUGGCAGGCACAUUGACAGCAACAGCAACAGCAACAAAGGCACAGGCAGUAGCAGAAGCAGUGAAAAGCAUUUUGUGUAUCCUAUUUUGUGUGUGAGCGAGCGUGUGUCCAUGUUCAUGUCCGUGUCCAUGCCCGCGCCCGCGCCCGUGUCCUUUGCCACAGCAGUAGCAGUAGCGACAACAAAAGCAGCAGCUAACAGCAGCAAACAGCAACAACAACACUAGCAAUUACGCCGUGUAGUUGCUAUAAUGAUAGAUUUCAAAACAAAACUGAGCAAAUUAUCGUAUAAAACGUGCCCCCGUUGGAAAGUCUAAAAAUAACAGCACGCCAAUUUCAAAGCCCAAGUCGGAGACGUAUUCUAAAAACACAAGUGCCGCCUGCGUUCGGCCCAUCAGGCAACUGACUUUAAAUUAUGCAUGCACAUUGAUUUUCUGACGCGUCGUCGUUGUCGUUGUCGUUGUCGUGUUCGCUCUCCUACUCAUCGCCGUCCACAACAUCAUCAUCAAAAGCAGCAGCAACAGCAACAGCAACAGCAGCGAGAACAGCAGGAACAGCCUCUGCCUAUUGGCAAUCUCGUAAAGUCAUUUCUCGUUCUGCGUUCAGCCCGCAUCGUAUGUUAUCAGCGGAACUGACGUCGACGGCGUUGUUGAAUGCGAAUUAUCAGCGCACCAACGGCCUAACAAAAGAUGCGGCUUGCCUGUCAACGACAUAUGAAAAGUGCACAGCAGGAGAAACAGCAGCAGCAGCAGCAACACCAGCAGCAGCAACAUCAGGGGCAGCAACAACAGCAGCAGCAAUGACCAAACAAUUGACAACAACAACUGCAACAAAUGCAGCGUCGAGCAUAACACAAACAUCUAAUUUGGCGCCUACGGUUAUAUCGCCCACAUCAGCCUACGCAACAACAGCAACAACAACAACAACUACGACAGAGGCAGUUGCGCCUGCAACAUCAGAGACAACAACAAAGGCGCAGCCAAUAACAAAAGCCGCAACAACAACAACAACAACAAGUGCAUCAAGUGAUGCCAGCGGCCGUUCGGCGGCUCUGGAACGUGCCUACGUCCAUGAUGUCUAUGAGCAUUGCGAGGAGCCCACGGGACCGGUGCGGCCUCGAGUGGCACAGUUCCUGGGCAACCUGGAGCCGGGCUCGGUGGUCUGUGACGUGGGUUGCGGCAGUGGGCGUUAUCUCACACAAUGCAAUCCAGCUAUAUGCACCAUUGGAGUCGAUCGCUGCUACCGCCUCGGCAAGGUGGCACACGAAAAGGGUGGCGAGGUGGCGCUGUGCGACAAUCUGGAGUUGCCCUUUCGGGACGACAGCUUCGAUGCGGUCCUCUCGCUGGCCGUUGUUCAUCACUUUGCCACCACAGAGAGACGCGUCCGCGCGCUGAGGGAACUGGCGCGGAUCCUGCGCAUUGGCGGACGCGUUGUCAUCACUGUUUGGGCACUGGAGCAGCGCCAUCGACGCUUCGAGUCGCAGGAUGUGCUCAUACCCUGGCAGCCGCCAAAGAAUCGUACAUUCUCCUACUCCGAUGAGGAUGAUGACGAUGAUUUUCUGCCACCCUAUCACGCCUACACAGAGGACUCAACCAACUCAAGUCGCUCCGCCGGAGAUGGCGACAGCUCCAGCCUAAGCUCAUCCUCGCCGGGCGAGUCCUGCUACAGCUUUGUUCGUCGCGCAAUACAGAAACUAGCAGGCGGUCGUCGCCAUGCAUGGUUCCUGGACUCAUGGACGUCGAAGGACACAAAGAACGACAGCAGCCUGGACUAUGAGGAUGCCAAGGAUCUGCCAAUUGAAUUGCGUCGCCUCGAGGACUUUGAUGAAUUUCCCGAUCCGCCGCUAUCCGCUGGCCUCAAAUCACGCAGCCUUGGCAGCAUACUUCAACCACCACCUCGUCAAAUUGUUCGCUCGCGCUCCAGUGUGCCCAGCUUGGGUGGUCCCCUGCUGCCCGGCGAGACGAAAGCGAGUGCUGCAGCGGCACUGCUUCUGAGCGCUCCAGAGGUUCAACUCCAACUGAAUGGCCGACAUUCGCCAACAGCGACCGUCAGUGCGGGCAGCACGCUGAACCGCCGACCCAAGCUCAUCAAACAGAAGCAGUCGUUGUGCGACGAGGACGACAGCCUCGCGCAGUCAAGCGAUCCAACGAAUUCCUCAGCGUUCCAAAUGGUCAGCAGCUAUAACAGCUCCAAUGGUGGGGUCAGCAGUAGUCUCUAUACGCGCACCGGUUGCUAUGCUUCGAGUUUCCAUCAGCAUGCCUCUGCGACAGCGACUCCGCCAACAGAACCAGGUGAAUUAACUGGUGCUCCAGCUGCGACAAUGCCCAGCUUUUUGCGCAAGCAGAGCUCGCUAAAUGAGGAUCUGAUGGCGGGGAACAGGCUGCGUGAGAAGGAGGGCGUGCGGAAACGCAUACAGAAGCAGACAUCGCUCAAUGAGGCCUUCCUUUGCCGCUCGGCGAUGUUCUCCAAGCGAUUGCAGAUCAUUCGAGAGGGCUUCACGAGCAAGAUUAAGAGCUCUACGGGCAGCCUGGAGCGUGUGACCAAAACGGGCAUCAGCAAGCUUAUUCAGAAUAUCAAGCCCAGUCCAACGCCACCCAGCAAUCCCAAUCCUCAGCAGACGAACAACAACAACAAGCAGGGCACAACACUAACUAAUCAAACGCAUCCACAUGCACAUCCGCAUCAGCAUCACCAUCAUCAUCAUCUUGGUAGUAAUGCCAGCGGACUGUUCCCAGCUCAUCUGCUGCUCUCCAGCACGUCCAGCACGGGUCCGGUGAGCUACUGCAGCAACGUGGACUGCAGCGCAGCAAACAUCUGCCACUGCAGCGCCUAUCAGCAGGAGUGCGCCGCCUGUGCGGACAGCGAGCAGGGCAAUGCACGCCGGCAUUCGCGCGAAUCAGGAUCGGACUCCUCCAAGGAUAGCAGUCUGCAGUCGGACACGAGCAUUGAGUCGGAGGAUAGCUUCGCUUCGGUCAUAUUCAUACCAAAGCCGGAGCAGGCGCAGCAGCAAUUGAACUAUCAGCAGCAGCAUCAGCACUCCAACUCGAGCAGCAGCAAUUCCAGCUCUGGCAAUGGAGCUGCGCUUGCCGCAGCAGCAGGAGCAAAUCAAAACACAACCACACUGAUUGCAACGCCCGGUGCACGGUUGCCGCACACACACACACACACGCACACACACUCAGUGCCAACAUCGCCGCUGGUCAUGCCAUGCCCGCCGACGCCCGCCCACUCGCCGGCUGCCAAUCAGGGGACCGUUACAUCCCCGCCACAAUCCAUGGCAGCAGUGACAGCCGCAAUGGCCAUUUUGACGCCAGCUGCGAAACCGGAACGCUUCAGCUUCGACGCGGCGCACAUCAAGCAGCAGCAGGAGCUGCAGUUGGAGCAGACGACGAGUACCAUUCGGCAGAUUACACGCCAGGCGAUACGCGAGAUGCCAGCGAUACCCAAGUUCCGCAAACAGCAAUCUCUGCAGCUGCAACGCCAGAGCUUUCCCAUUGUGCGACGCGCCUCCGGGUCGGCAGCAGCGUCCAGUGGCAGCAGCAGCAUUGGCACAAGGCUGCUAUCGCUAGAGCUGUUCAAUCCGGCUACCGAUGAUCUGGACAGCGAUUCCAGUGAGCCCUCCUCGCCGGACUCCAUUGACAGUGUGAUCAGUGCACCUCGUUCGGCACAGCUGCUGUCGGCUCCUGGCACCGGCACAGGUAAAUCCAGCGAUGAAUCGGACUCGGCACUGGCUCAGCAGAUCAGUAUUAAUCAGCAGCAGUAUCACAAGGGCGAACUGCAGAUCAAUAACGGAACGCCCAAUGCCAAUGAUAUCAUUCUGAAUGCGGACAGUGCUCCAUUGCUGCCAGAUAAGCGGGACACUAGCCAGACAAAGGCGCAGCAGUUGCCGCACGAUUGUGCUGAAUUUGCCGAGCAGCUAACGGCGCAGCUGCAACGUGAACUGGAAGAUAAGAGUAAUCGCGCCGAUUGCCGCAGUCUGGACGGGAUUGGUGAUAUUGGCGAGUUUUUGAGUGGUGGCUCUAAGAAGCGUUCCAACGGUGAUCUGAGUGCGUUGCGGGAUGAGCUGCGAGAGCGUCGCCUUAUGCUGGCCAAUCUCUCCACACAGCCGAGUUUGCAGCACUCGCCCAUGUCGUCGUCCACCUCAUCGCUGUCCUCGCAGACGCGCAGCUUUACCAUACACGAGGAGCAGGAGGGCGAGGAGGAGGAGGACGAGGAGAACGAACGCAGCUACACGCUGGGCAUCUACGAGCACUGCAAGAUCUCCAAAUUCAAAUACAAACGCAAUCGACACUACAACCUCAAUCCGGAGACGGCAUAUUUGCUCCAAGACGACGGCGACAGCGAUGUGCGCGAUGAUGAAGAUCCCAUACCCGAGGAGGACGAGGAUGCUGAGGCGCUGGAGGCACGAGGUGGAGAUCAGCUGGGCGAGGGCAUGCAUGAAUAUGGACAGCGUCGGCGCAACUUUAGCGCCAUCAAGUCGGUGACAUCCAGUGCAUCGAGCUCGACGGAAACGGCACCAUCGCCAUCAUCGCAGCAACAGCAGCAGCGGCAGCCGCUGCAGCAGCGCACCUCCACCGAAUCGCUGGAACACUCGAAUAGCUCAACCACAUCGCUGGACAGUCCAUCGCAGGGUGGCGGUGCGACCACACACCACCGCUACUAUCAUGUGUUCCGCGAGGGCGAGCUGGACGCACUGAUCAAUCAUCAUGUGACCAGUCUGCACAUUGUUAGCUCCUACUAUGAGCGGGCCAGCUGGUGUGUUGUGGCUGAGAAGGUGCAGGUGUGGACGAUCUAAGUUAGAAACCUAAGGAAUACAAAAAAUAAGAUAAAUAAAAACCAUAAAUUGGAAACCCCAAUAAGUCUCUGAAGCCCCCAAAGGAAUUGUUAAAUUUAGUCUUUAUUACUAGUAGGUGAGAGAGGAGGAAAGCGAGGAAAUUCUAGCACUAAUUUAAGUAAUCGUAACGACUCUUGCUUAGGGUUGCCAAGCCUGCUCAACGGCAGGGCUGCCGCACUGCAUUGAAAUUCAAUUUCAAGUAAACAGCUUAAUUUUUAAGCGCAAAUCGAAAAAGAAACAACGCAAAUUAUGACAAGUAUUGUAUCUAAAGAAAACAAACGAUUGUAUAUGUAAAAAAAAUAUAUUUACAACGACUAUCAUCUUUAUGUUAAUUCUCUCUAUCUUUUUCAAAAAUAUAUCAGUAUUUAUUUCAGAAUUUCAAUACUCAUAAACGUCCAAUUGCAAACUUGACAUACAAAAAACCAAAUAGUAAAAUUAUAGAGCUACAUUUAAAAGUUAAAU